AUGAGUUCCCCCGCCAAGAAGGCACAAUCACAUUUACCUGAGGCGACGUCGCCGACGGCACAGUCUCCCAAAGGGAAUGCAAAGUCGCCCACUCCUGGCCCCGCGUCGCCCACGCCUGGUCCUGCAUCGCCGGCGGCCGUCCACGCCGGGGAGCCUACCGACCUGCUCUCUGGCGCGCAUUGGGGUGAGCUGGAGAUUCCUGACGACAACGACUCGACUCUAGUUAGUGAUGCUGAGAGUUCGACGGCCUCGAUCACGUCUACUAUCUUGGAUUACCGUACGAUUAGUGGCAGGACAUAUCACAGUGAUGCUGUGACUGAUUCCGAGUAUUGGGGUCCAAAUGAUGAGAAGGCGAAUGAGGUGUUGGAUAUUUUUCACCACGCCAUGACCCUGUUGUUUGACGACAGACUAUACACAGCCCCACUCUCCAAGGACAUCGAGAAUGCUCUUGAUGUUGGCACUGGUACAGGUCUAUGGGCGAUCGAUUUUGCUGAUGAAUUCCCCAACUGCCGGGUGGUCGGUACCGAUAUUUCGCCCAUUCAGCCAAGCUGGGUCCCUCCUAACCUCUCCUUCAAUAUUGACGAUGCAACGAAGGAAUGGGCAUUCCAGCCCGAUCUGUUUGACUAUAUCCAUAUCCGGUGGCUCUGUGGUACAAUUAAGGACUGGCCGUCCUUAUAUAAGGAAGCGUACAGGUGUACUAAGCCGGGUGGCUGGAUUGAGCAUGUUGACGGUGAUGUCAAUGUCGUAUGCCUCGACGGCACUAUGCCCGAUGAUUCGGCUAUGAAUCAAUGGGGAAAGAUUUGGACCAGUGUUGAAAGAAAGACCGGAAAUGUGUUCAACAUCGUUAGGACUGGUAUUAUGGAGGAUGGAUUGAAGGAAGCGGGCUUUACCAAUGUGCAAAUCGAAGACUACUUGUUUUGGGCUCCGACGGGUCCUUGGCCUACAACCGAAAAAGAGAAGCAGAUCGGAUUCUUCCAUUACAUUUUCUCAACGCAGGACAUUGAGGGCUUCCUCAAUUACUUCCUGGGCCAGGUGAUGGGGUGGACUGACAAGGAGAUGGCAAACUAUGCCGCGGCUAUUCGACGGGAGUACAAGGAGGGCAAGAUCCAUGGGUACAUCAAGUGGCGCGUAGUUCGUGCCCAGAAGCCGUUGGAUGCCUAA
Messenger RNA from Sordaria macrospora k-hell, 1161 nucleotides. The record is from RefSeq and is a predicted model, not a curated record. NCBI's taxonomy places the organism in Eukaryota, Fungi, Ascomycota, Sordariomycetes, Sordariales, Sordariaceae.